This is a messenger RNA of Melospiza melodia melodia, 1549 nucleotides long. RefSeq names its product amyloid beta precursor protein binding family B member 3 (gene APBB3). The record is from RefSeq and is a predicted model, not a curated record. Gene Ontology annotation, biological process: regulation of DNA-templated transcription. The coding region runs from base 45 to 1496 and encodes 483 amino acids. The transcript is spliced from 12 exons. Gene Ontology annotation, molecular function: transcription factor binding; amyloid-beta binding. Gene Ontology annotation, cellular component: cytoplasm; nucleus. Lineage: Eukaryota; Metazoa; Chordata; Aves; Passeriformes; Passerellidae.
AGGCGGCGGCGGCGGGGGCGCCGCGCCGGGCGGGCGGCGGGGCCAUGCUGGGCAAGGAUUACAUGCUGGCCAUCGUCCUGGUCAACUGUGACGACAACCUCUGGAGCGACCAGAGCCUGGAGACAGACCCUGACCUUCCCCCGGGCUGGAGGAAAAUCUGUGACUCUCUGGGUACCUAUUACUGGCAUGUGCCAACAGGCACGACACAGUGGCAGCACCCUGCACGCAGCACCGGCCCAGGAGGGCACACGGAGGCUGAUGGAGAUGACACUCUCCAUGGAAGGGAAUGCCAGGGCCCUGCAGCGAAGCACUCGGGGAAGGACCGGCCCAUUCCCAGCCCCAUGGCUUCGCUGUCCCGGAGGCACUCCCUGUCCUGGCAUGGAGAUGACUUCCAGCACAGCGCAGAGCCCGGCUCCAAGUGCUUUGCUGUGCGCUCUCUGGGCUGGGUGGAGAUCCCCGAGGAGGACCUGGCACCUGGCAAGAGCAGCAUCGCUGUCAACAACUGCAUCCAGCAGCUCUCCAACAGCAAGGGCCAGGGCUCUGCGGACAACCAGGGCGAGGGCCAGGACCUAGUGAUGAUUCUGAAGAAGGACACCAUGAGCCUGGUGGACCCCCUGGACCGCAGCCUCAUCCAUCGCCAGCCCAUCCUCAACAUCCGUGUCUGGGGUGUUGGCUGCGACAACGGCAGAGACUUCGCCUUCGUGGCCAGUGACAAGGACACCUGCGUCCUCAAGUGUCACGUCUUCCACUGCAAUGUGCCUGCCAAGAGCAUCGCCAAGGCUCUGCAUGAGAUGUGCUCCAAGAUCGUGGCCGAGCGAGCUGUAGCGAGCAGCAGGCUGCCCCGCGCCGCCACGCUGGAGCCCAUCUCCGCCGAGGACCUGCCGCUGCAAGUGGAUAUCCUAGAAGCGGUGAGGCAGUCGAUGCAGACCUACGAGGCGCUGUACAUCGGCAGCCUGCCCGUGCCCAGGGCCAUGGGGAUGGAUGUGUUGAACGAGGCCAUCGAGAAGCUGACGAGGCGCCCUGGGCGGGAGAACUGGACGCCCUCUCUCAUCUACGUGUCGGACACGGCCAUGAGGGUGCACCCGGCGCAGGAGCCCGAGGAGGCGGCGCACAUCUGGGAGUGCCAGGUGCGGUACGUGACCUUCCUGGGGGUGGGCCGGGACGCGCACACCUUCGCGCUCAUCGUGGACACGGGGCGACGCUUCCAGUGCGCGGCCUUCUGGUGCGAGCCCGACGCCGGCACCAUCUCGGAGGCGGUGCAGGCCGCCUGCAUGGUGCAGUACCAGAAGUGCCUCGUGGCCGCCGCGCCGGGGGCGAAGGCGAAGAGCGCGGCCGGGCGGGGCCGGGCCGGGCCGGCGGCCGCGGGGGACGCUGCCCGCGGGGCGGCCAAGGCGGGGGGGGGCGGCGGCGGGGCGGGGGCCGGCGCCCGCAAGCGGGGACUCUUCUCCUUCCUGGAGGUGUUCCGCCUCCGCCGGGCCCUCCUGCACAGCCCGUAGCGGGCCGGGCUGGGGCCGGGGCCGGGGCCGGAGCCGCCAGGGAGGAGCUCCCG